This is a messenger RNA of Chaetomium globosum CBS 148.51, 1110 nucleotides long. RefSeq lists its product as uncharacterized. The transcript has 2 exons. Gene Ontology annotation, molecular function: NADP binding; homoserine dehydrogenase activity; aspartate kinase activity. Lineage: Eukaryota; Fungi; Ascomycota; Sordariomycetes; Sordariales; Chaetomiaceae. Gene Ontology annotation, biological process: L-homoserine biosynthetic process; aspartate family amino acid biosynthetic process. The record is from RefSeq and is a predicted model, not a curated record. Bases 1 to 1110 code for a protein of 369 amino acids.
AUGGCUGCAGCUUCCGUCCGGCAGGUUAACAUUGCCAUCAUUGCUCCAGGCGCUGGUGGGGUAGGGAAGUGCUUCCUGUCCCAGCUCGAGCAGCUGACCGUCCGCCGUCCGAGCCCGAAGGUCGUCCUGACCUACAUCUGCACGAGCAAGAAGGCCAUCUACAGCACCGACCACGUGGCCAUCCCCCUCAACACCGUCACAACCACCCUCGCCUCUUCCCAGCAAACUCCGCUCGCCCUCCCGAAGCUCGUCGACUUCCUCGGCACCUCGGGCUCCAAGACGGUCCUCGUCGACAACACCAGCUCGCAGGAUGUCGCCGAUGCGUAUCCGCUCUUCCUCAGCCACGGUAUCAGCAUCGUGACGCCCAACAAGAAGGCCUUCUCGGGCUCCUACAAGCUGUGGCAGGACAUUUUCAGCGCCGCCGAGCAGUCGGGUGCCAAGGUGUACCACGAAUCGUCGGUGGGCGCCGGCCUGCCCGUCAUCUCGACGCUCAAGGACCUGGUGGACACGGGGGACGAGGUGACCAAGGUCGAGGGCGUCUUCAGCGGCACCAUGUCCUUCCUCUUCAACUCGUUCGCCCCGACCUCGGGGUCCGGCGGCAAGUGGUCGGCCGAGGUGAAGAAGGCAAAGGAGCUGGGCUACACGGAGCCUGACCCGCGAGAUGACCUGAACGGGCUGGAUGUCGCGCGUAAGCUGACCAUUCUCGCGCGGUUGGCGGGCCUGCCGGUGGAGUCUCCGGCCGCCUUCCCCGUGCAGAGCCUCAUCCCCAAGGAACUCGAGUCUGUGGCUAGCGGGGACGAGUUUCUCGAGAAGUUGCCGGCGUUUGAUGCCCAAAUGGAGGAGACCAAGGCGGCGGCGGAGAAGGAGGGCAAGGUGGUGCGUUUCGUUGGUAGCAUCGACGUGGCCACGAAGCAGGUCAAGGUCGGGCUCGAGAAGUUCGAUCUGUCACACCCCAUUGCGGCGCUGAAGGGCAGCGAUAACAUCAUUAGCUUCUACACUAAGCGGUAUGGAAGCAACCCGCUAAUCAUCCAGGGCGCUGGCGCUGGUGGCGAUGUGACGGCGAUGGGCGUGACGAGCGACCUGCUGAAGGUGCUUUCCCAGAUUGCUUAG